CUCUAGAACAAUCCAUCUUCACUCCUAUUUAAAUAUCACACAAUCUCUCAUCGGUUAAAAGCCAAUCAACAAAGCAUCAGAACAAAGACGAAUCAAAGUUUACAACAAUGGAUUUCGGAAGGUUCCCGAUCAUCUCAAUCCUCGAAGACAUGCUCGAGGUCCCCGAAGAGCACAGCGAGAAGGGCCGCAGCAACCCGUCGAGAGCUUACGUGAGAGACCAGAAGGCGAUGGCGGCUACGCCAGCUGACGUCAUCGAGCAACCCGACGCGUACGCUUUCGUGGUGGACAUGCCUGGGAUCAAAGGAGACGAGAUCAAGGUCCAGGUCGAGAGCGACAACGUGCUCGUGGUGAGCGGAGAGAGGAAGAGGGAGAGCAAGGAGAACGAGGGAGUGAAGUAUGUGAGGAUGGAGAGGAGGAUGGGGAAGUUCAUGAGGAAGUUUCAGUUGCCUGAGAAUGCGGAUUUGGAGAAGAUAUCUGCUUCUUGUAAUGACGGUGUGUUGAAAGUGACUGUUGGGAAGCUUCCUCCUCCUGAGCCUAAGAAACCGAAGACUAUUCAGGUCCAAGUCGCUUGAGCUGCUAGUUUCUCUUUCGUUCUGUCGUGUGUUUGUUUAGUUUUCGGUUUGAAUGUAAUCGUGCAUGUGUUCUAAAGUAAAAUAAAAGGUGUUCUGUUUUAAAUUUU
Brassica rapa (field mustard) is the source of this 679-nucleotide messenger RNA. RefSeq names its product 17.6 kDa class II heat shock protein. NCBI's taxonomy places the organism in Eukaryota, Viridiplantae, Streptophyta, Magnoliopsida, Brassicales, Brassicaceae. The record is from RefSeq and is a predicted model, not a curated record.